Molecule: messenger RNA, 516 nt
Organism: Eptesicus fuscus (big brown bat)
Lineage: Eukaryota; Metazoa; Chordata; Mammalia; Chiroptera; Vespertilionidae
Product: relaxin-3-like
Exons: 2
Coding region: 63-485 (140 amino acids)
Cellular component (GO): extracellular region
Molecular function (GO): hormone activity
Source: RefSeq, a predicted model, not a curated record
ACUGACCACUGGGGAACUGCCUCGCUGUGCCCACUCUCCCGUCCCAGGCCUCCCUGUCCAGCAUGGCCAAGCAUUCACUGCCGCUGCUGCUGGCCGUGUGGGUGCUGGCCGGGGGGCUGUGGCUGGAAGCCGAAGCCCGGAAAGCACCUAAUGGCUCUUUGAUGCAGCUUUGCCACUGGAAAUUCGUCCAAGCAAUCUUCCUCACCUGCGGAGGCCCCAGAUGGAGGCGCUCAGACAACCUGGCCCAGGAAGCAAUGGGGGACGCCUUCCCAGACACUGACCCCUAUGCAGACAGCCAGCUGGAAGAGGCAGUAGGCUCCAGCGACUGGCUGGUCCUGACCAAGCCCCCCCAGGCUCUCUAUGGCGGCCAGCCCAGCUGGCAGGGGACCCCCGGAUCUCUGCGUGGCAGCCGAGAUGUCCUGGCUGCUCUGGAGAGCUGCUGCGAGUCGGAGUGCAGCAAGAGUGAAAUCAGCAGACUCUGCUAGACCGGGGGACUGGGCAGCCGGGGGGACCAGG